AUGAUUAAACAAAUUGAAAGUGAACCAGAAUACAAUCAACAUAAACAAGAUCAUGCUCAGGUGCAUAGUUAUGUAACCCUUUAUGUACAAGAUGUGCCCAUCAGUAGAUUUGAACCUGCUCAUCUAUUAUUUGUAACGGGUCUUUUACCACAUGAACAGUGUUUAUCAAUAUUAAAUAUUGUCUUAAAUCGUACAAAUGAUAGCGAAAUAAUUGUUAAAUCAAAAUAA
Molecule: messenger RNA, 228 nt
Organism: Rotaria sp. Silwood1
Lineage: Eukaryota; Metazoa; Rotifera; Eurotatoria; Philodinida; Philodinidae
Source: the annotation of a GenBank genome assembly